UGUUAUCGAGAAUCACUUCACCCUCGUUACUAUAUACACAAAGGACAUUUCAAUCAUUCCAUUAGUUGUCUUUAAUCAAAACUCAGUAACGCAUGCAAUCUUGUACUCUUAAUCAUGCGCUUUUGGGUAACUCCAAUAACCGUCUUUGGGGCAAUUAUUGUGACACAGAUUUGUUUAGCGAAAAAUAUUAAACAAAUUGAAAAAUCGUCUUACUCGCUUAUUGAAGAACAAGACAAUGAAAAUUCUACGUUAAUAACCGUACCCGAUGCAUUUGAUGUAGAAGUAUCAGAGUCAUCGUCAUUGGAAAUAACUACAGAAACAAUACCAGACACAACAAUACUCAUCGAUACCUUUAGUACGACAACAUUCGAACAAAAUGAUACCUUUAAAAAUAGUUGGGUGCAAAAAAUUAAACAAAGACGUUUAUUUCAAUCACGUGAACAAUUUACUUCAAGAGGUACCGGAAAUAGUCCACUAUGGUUCGGACAAAUUGUAUCGAAAUUUCUAUACGGUGAAUGGUCAUUAGUAGACAUCAAUGCAAAUUGUGCAAAAGAUUUGAUAACGUAUAAAGCUCACAUUAGAGAAUCUAAAAUAUGGGCCAUAAAAAUGUUAGAUUCUUCAGCUAAAGGUCCUGAUGGUUUAUUAACGGGAAAUACAGCUAGUUUUGGAAAUUUUGAACAGUGUUUGAGUGCUACUUCUAAAAGUACUGGAAUUAGCGGUGGAUAUACUUUAGUAGACAUAGAUUUUCGACCAUUUAAAAAUAUUUACCCAAAAUUUUACGAUAACGAUCAUUCUAAAGACUAUGACGUUUUUAUUGAUAAUGAUGAAUCUAUUUGGGAAGUUAUAAAGCACAGAGUACAACCUGACUAUAUACAAAGACAUCAUUAUCAAUGGGCUAUAUGUCUACCGAAUACUUGUAAACCAAACGACGUUCAAAAUAUAGUAACCAAUACCCUAAUACCUCAAUUAAAACACUAUGGAAUGGAAGGAAAUGUCAGUGUAGAUCCAACUUUACAUACUUCUAAAUUAACUCUUCGUGAAUAUACAGUAGGAUUUUAUUUGACCUGUGUUUUUUUUCUAAUUUUGGUGAGUAUGGUAUUUCUUGGAACUUGGUACGAUUUUCUAUUUUUAUACUACAAACCAAAAUCUGAGCAUGGAUCUUUAAAAAAAAUCAUGAAGCCAUUUUCUUUGAUAUCGAAUUUGGACAGACUUAUGAAACCUUCCCAAUCUGAUGAAUUUUCAAUAAUGAAUGGAUUUAAAUUUUUGUGCAUAUUACAAGUAAUACACGGACAUAGAAAUAUAAGAGAAUUUGGAAAUCCUCAAAUGAAUAAUGACUUUAACUAUUGGAUGUUACACAAUUUUUUUACCAGCGUUUUUAAAUGUGUCAACUUUUUGGAAACAUUUUUUGUUAUAAGUGGAUUUUUAACUUAUAACUUGCUUAUGAAACAAUUAGCUUCAAAAAAGCGAUUAGAUUUCAUUCCAAUUAUGAUUUAUCGAUGGUUAAGGAUAUUUCCCGUGUAUGGAGCCCUUCUACUUACUUACAUUUUUCUACUACCAUACUCAAAUAAUGGCCCUUAUUGGCAGAACAUAGUUUAUAAAGAGUCAGAUAGAUGUAAAAAUAACUGGUGGACCAAUUUAUUAUUUAUUAACAAUUAUGUCAACACAGAAAAUUCGUGUACAAUCAAUGCUUGGUAUUUGGCGUGUGACAUGCAUUUCUUCAUAAUUGGUGUAUUGUUGACUUACGCAAUUUGGAAAUGGAAAACAUUGGGCAUAUGGGUUCUUUAUACUUGUUUAGGAAUGUCUACAAUUUUACCCGGAUAUUUGAUUUAUACCCAUAAAUACAUUGCAGUUGCUCCCCUUGAUGCAACGAGUCUCAAAGAUUUAGCAAGUACGUCAUAUUAUAGAGAUAUCUAUAUUAAAAGUCAUAUGAGAGCUAUGCCAUAUUUUAUAGGAAUGGUUGCUGCUUAUAUUUAUGAAAAAUUAAAAGAAUCUAGAUACAAAUUUCCAUUGAAAACAAGAAUUUUUUGGCUAUCAACCUGUUUUAUAGCUGGAUUUAUGGUAUAUUUAUCUCCAUCCUUAUUCUUUGUCUUUGACUUUAGUCGACCUUAUUCAUCAUUUGAGCAUGCUAUGUUCUUUACUAUACCUCGACUAGUAUUAUCUUUAGCUAUAUCUUAUGCAAUUAUUGUACACGGAAUAUCUAACACAGGAGUAUUCCUUAGCGGCUUUUUAGGCCACAGAUCUUUUCAAGUUCUAGCAAAAUUAGUAUUUUGUAUAUACGUCUUUCAAGAAAUAAUUCAAAUACAGACGGUAGCAUCAAUGAAGACACCAAUUUAUCAAGACUUUACAACACUUGGAUUCAAGUUUGGUGGAGAUUUAUUUAUGGCCAUAAUCUAUGCUUUUAUUGUUAACGUUACAAUUGAAUCUCCUUGUGACAGACUUCAAAAGAAUGUGAUGAAACUAUUUAAUGGAGAAUUGUUUAUCAAAAAUAAAACGGAAUCAUCCAGUAUUCAAAAAGUAGUUACACUGAGAGAAAUGAGAUCUUAGAAACUUGACUGAAAUUUUAUUUAUUUUAAUAGAUACAACAGUAAAUUAUCGUUUAUACAAUUAUGUAUUUACAAAAUAUGAUUAGAAAUCAUAAUGUAAAUUGUAUUUUAACACUGUUAAAACGUAAUUAAAUAAUCAUUGAUAUUUUAAACUUAAUUAUUUUUUAAAGGAUUUAUGGCAUGAUAAAAUAGUUUUUUUGAUUAAGCUUAAAAUUGCUGUACUUUUAUUGAAGAAAUUCAUAAAUUAUAAAUAGGUAAUAUCAAUGAAGCUUAAUUAAAUAUUAAAAAUUGUCAAAAUAAAAAAAUUAAACCUCUUACCAGGAGGUAAAUGUGUUGUUCAUUUCUAUAAAAGUUCCAAAUAAAUCUAUUAUAGCAUAUAAAUUAAAAAUUUUAAAAUACUUAAGUCAUGUAGUGUGACGUAAAUAAGGGGAAUCUGGAGAGUACUGCUGCAUUAGAACCUUAAAUUUUAAUAUGUGCCCUUACACGAGGCCGCGCACUUAAGGAGCCUCAUAAAUUUAGUUGAUAACUAAAGAAUAAAGGUUCUUUUUUACUAAAAAUAUAAAAAGCCCUUCAAAAAUAUUUCGCGCAAGGCGAAAUAUGGCUACCCGUUACUUCUAUCACUAGCCCUGUUACAAUCGAUUAGAAAGGUGCCUUUUAUGUUUUGUACUGUAGGGCCAAUUUUUUACACUUACUCUACUUGUGGUAUAGAUAUAAGCUUAGUUCAAAGUAGGUAAAGUGAAUUUCACUUUUUUUAAGAAGAGCAAAUUGAAACAAAAAUUAUUGUUGAUUUUAAUACAAUAUCUACUGGUGUCUUAAAUAUUAAGUUUUUACUUUGAAAAAUAAAU
This is a messenger RNA of Daktulosphaira vitifoliae (grape phylloxera), 3388 nucleotides long. RefSeq names its product nose resistant to fluoxetine protein 6-like. The coding region runs from base 115 to 2544 and encodes 809 amino acids. Gene Ontology annotation, molecular function: acyltransferase activity, transferring groups other than amino-acyl groups. The record is from RefSeq and is a predicted model, not a curated record. Lineage: Eukaryota; Metazoa; Arthropoda; Insecta; Hemiptera; Phylloxeridae. The transcript is spliced from 13 exons.